This is a messenger RNA of Ficedula albicollis (Collared flycatcher), 2186 nucleotides long. RefSeq names its product neutrophil cytosolic factor 1 (gene NCF1). Gene Ontology annotation, molecular function: phosphatidylinositol binding; superoxide-generating NADPH oxidase activator activity; protein binding. The transcript is spliced from 11 exons. NCBI's taxonomy places the organism in Eukaryota, Metazoa, Chordata, Aves, Passeriformes, Muscicapidae. The coding region runs from base 705 to 1874 and encodes 389 amino acids. Gene Ontology annotation, biological process: superoxide anion generation; respiratory burst. Gene Ontology annotation, cellular component: NADPH oxidase complex; cytoplasm. The record is from RefSeq and is a predicted model, not a curated record.
UUCCAGGGGAGGGCUAUGCUUAGUAUUUAAUGGUUUUAAUGCAGCCAGAGCAAGCGUUUGCCCUGGUGCCUCUGCUGUAUUUAUGGCCCAGAAGUUGGGCUUAGUCUGAACACACAUGUAGGAGUUACCCUAAAAGUGAAAUAGGGCCAAACAGGGUUUUGGGGAAGCUGCAAGUGGCUGAAAGGAAAUGGUGAUGGAAGGGGAGGGGCUCCUGCACACUGAGCCCGUGGCUGCCCCAUGCUGGCUGUGCUGUGCCCCAGAUCCCCCCCUACCAUCCCCAGCCACACAGGAGCCAGUACUGCCAUUCCUGGGGCUCAGGGAAUGUGUUCCAUGCUUCGUUCAGCCCUUCCAGCUCUGACUGACAGGGUAAAGGCACCUCCUUGACCCUCUGCUGCAGUACCCUGUGCCAUCACGGGGCAGCAUCAGCAGUCAGGGGAGUGCUUGGAUAUCAGGGCAGCCAGCCUGGCCUCACCCUGCACUGCCCUCUGAUCCCAGAGGUUAUUUCCCUCCAGGUUACCCCCGAUGGCUCCCAGCUCCCCUCCUCCCCAGCCUGGAGCCACUGGAGGGGCUGGGCUGGGAAGCACCCGAGUACAAGCCACAGCGAGUAAACAAUUACGGGUGCGAUUGCAGCCCGAGUUCCGCUUCCCCGGGGCUUUAAGACGGAGCAGAGCUGCGUGAGGGCAGAGAGGAGCGCAGGAGCAGCAAUGGGGGACGCCUUCAUCCGGCACAUCGAACUGCUGGGCUACGAGAAAAGGUUUUUCCCCAGCCAGCACUAUGUCUACAUGUUCCUGGUGAAGUGGAAUGACCUCUCCGAAAAGGUCGUCUACCGCCGCUUUACUGAGAUUUACGAGUUCCACAAAGCGCUGAAGGAGAUGUUCCCCAUUGAAUCCGGGGACAUCAACAUAGAGAACCGGAUCAUCCCGCACUUGCCAGCCCCCAAGUGGUUUGAUGGGCAGCGCUCAACUCAGAACAGGCAGGGCACACUGGCCGAGUACUGCCACACCCUGGUGAACCUACCCCACAAGAUCUCCCGGUGCCUGCACGUGGUCAGCUUCUUCAAGGUUCGUCACGACGACAUGAACCCUGUCACAGACAGCCAGAUCAAGAAGCCUGAGGUCUUCCUCCUGCCAAAGGAUUCCAAGAAAAACCUCACUGACAUCACGGGUCCCAUUGUCCUGCAAACGUACCGAGCCAUCGCUGACUAUGAGAAGAGCUCCACAUCUGAGAUGGCUCUCAAGGCUGGGGACAUGGUGGAUGUCGUGGAGAAGAGUGAGAACGGCUGGUGGUUUUGUCAAUUGAAGAAUAAACGAGGCUGGGUACCUGCUGCCUAUCUGGAGCCAAUGGAUGGUCCUGAUGAGUCUGAAGAACAGGAGCCUAACUAUGCAGGUGAAGUGUACACGGUCCAGAAAAGCUACACUGCUGUGGAAGAGGAUGAGCUGACCCUCAAGGAGGGUGAUACCAUUGAAGUCAUCCACAAGCUCCUUGAUGGCUGGUGGGUCAUCAGGAAGGAUGAAACCACAGGUUACUAUCCUGCCAUGUACCUGCAGAAAGCUGGGGAGGUGGACACCUCUGUCAAGAGUGAGCUGAGGAACCGGGGUGCUCCUCCACGGAGAUCCACCAUCCGAAAUGUGAAGAGCAUCCACAGGCAGGGCCGGAAGCAAAUCAGCCAGGAGACCUAUAGGAGGAACAGCAAGAAGUACAUCCAGAAGCAGCAGAAGAUGCAGGGAAAUUUCCAGAACAAAGCCAAUGUCAUCAUUGAGAAAAAGGAGCCAGAGGACAACAAGCCCAAGGCUCAACCUGCUGUUCCUCCCCGUCCCAGCAAAGACCUCAUCCUGAACCGCUGCACUGAGAGCACACGGAGCAAGAUCCUGUGAGCAUCCUGUGAGCCCCCACAGCAGUCCCCCAGAGCUUCAUCUCCUGCAGCUCCUGUGCAGCCAGGGCUCGGAGCUGGAGCAGGGAUCCAGGGGGCUCUGGGAGGCCAGGGAGGCUGCUGGCCACGCCAGCCCAGCCCAGUGCCCAUCCUCAUCCUCCAGCACAGCCAGCCCAAGCUGUCCUGCUCACACUCUGAGGAGGCACCAGCCCUGCUCUACCAGCUCCUUCUAAGCACCAAAAGCCCUCAUCUCUAGAUCUGCCCUUCUAAUACCUCUUUGUAUUUUGAAUUAUGUUUGUGGUUUUCAUCAAUAAAG